AUGAAGAAGGCAGAUAAGGAAUAUGUGGAUAGUGAGUUAAAUAAGAAGGCAAAUUUGGUUUAUGUUGAUGAAAAAGAUAAUGAAAUUAAAGAAAAGGUUGAAUGGUAUCAUGAAUGGACAUUUGAGACUUUUAAAGUUAAAGCUGAUACAGAAUGGGUUUCAGGAUGUUUAGACCUUAAAGCAGAUAAAACUUAUGUUGAUGAAAAUUAUGCAAAGAAGUCGGAAGUAAAUGAUGUGAUUACAAGCAUGAAAAAUGAAAUACUUCAAACAUUAUAUCCUGUUGGUUCUAUUUAUACGUCAAUGAACUCAACAAAUCCUUCAGAAGUUUUAGGUUUUGGUAUGUGGAAGCAGAUUGUGGAUAAAUUCUUAUACUGUGCUAGAUAUUCAAAGCAAACAGGAGGUUCGAAGAAAAUUAAAGAAGCAAACUUACCCCCACACACUCAUACAGGAACUACAAACUUUUCUGGCGACCAUAGCCACUCAUUAAGAGACCACCCAUUAUACAACUCAGAAUAG
Trichomonas vaginalis G3 is the source of this 516-nucleotide messenger RNA. Its product is annotated as phage tail repeat-like family. The record is from RefSeq and is a predicted model, not a curated record. The transcript has a single exon. Lineage: Eukaryota; Parabasalia; Trichomonadida; Trichomonadidae. Bases 1 to 516 code for a protein of 171 amino acids.